GAGAGGGAGAGAAGAGGAGAGGAGGAGGAGGAGGAGGGAGAAGGGAACAACCUACCAUCUUAACACACUAAUAUCUAAAAAGUGCGAGAGGCCCAGAGCAGCAGCAGAAGCAGCAGCAGCAGCUCCAGCUUCUUCCCUCCCUCCCCAUGAAGAAGAGUUCCCUCCUCCUCCUCCUCCUGCUUCUCCUGCUCAGAGUUCCUGCCUCCAGCUGCCAGGGGGGACAACCAGCCAGCAGCAGGAGGGGAGCAAGAGAGCUGAAGGAGAGCCCGUUUCCCCAAAAUUGCUGCAGUGAGAAGAGGAGUUUGUUAUUUUAAACGGAGGCUGAAGAAACUGUAGAAUUAGCAGACAUAAGAGAAAGUGGAGAAGGUGGAGGAUGGAGUUGCAGACUCUACAGGAGGCUCUUAAAGUGGAAAUUCAGGUUCACCAGAAACUGGUUGCUCAAAUGAAGCAGGAUCCACAGAAUGCUGAUUUAAAGAAACAGCUUCAUGAACUCCAAGCCAAAAUCACAGCUUUGAGUGAGAAACAGAAAAGGGUAGUUGAACAGCUGCGGAAGAACCUGAUAGUAAAGCAGGAACAACCGGACAAGUUCCAAAUACAGCCAUUGCCACAAUCUGAAAACAAACUGCAAACAGCACAGCAACAGCCACUCCAGCAGCUCCAGCAGCAGCAGCAGCACCACCACCACCACGCCCAGCCGGCUGCACCCUCUCCCAGCCUGACCGCUUCACAGAAGACUGUAACUACAGCUUCUAUGAUUACCACAAAGACACUACCUCUCGUCUUGAAAGCAGCAACUGCGACCAUGCCUGCCUCUGUUGUGGGCCAGAGACCUACCAUUGCUAUGGUGACCGCCAUCAACAGUCAGAAGGCUGUGCUCAGCACUGAUGUGCAGAACACACCAGUCAACCUCCAGACGUCUAGUAAGGUCACUGGGCCUGGGGCAGAGGCUGUCCAAAUUGUGGCAAAAAACACAGUCACUCUGCAGGUUCAGGCAACACCUCCUCAGCCCAUCAAAGUACCACAGUUUAUCCCCCCUCCUCGACUCACUCCACGUCCAAACUUUCUUCCACAGGUUCGACCCAAGCCUGUGGCCCAGAAUAACAUUCCUAUUGCCCCAGCACCUCCUCCCAUGCUUGCAGCUCCUCAACUUAUCCAGAGGCCCGUCAUGCUGACCAAGUUCACCCCCACGACCCUCCCUACCUCCCAGAAUUCCAUCCACCCCGUCCGUGUCGUCAAUGGGCAGACUGCAACCAUAGCCAAAACGUUCCCCAUGGCCCAGCUCACCAGCAUUGUGAUAGCUACUCCAGGGACCAGACUCGCUGGACCUCAGACUGUACAGCUUAGCAAGCCAAGCCUUGAAAAACAGACAAUUAAAUCCCACACAGAAACAGAUGAGAAACAAACAGAGAGCCGUACCAUCACUCCACCUGCUGCACCCAAACCAAAACGGGAGGAGAACCCUCAGAAACUUGCCUUCAUGGUGUCUCUAGGAUUGGUAACACAUGACCAUCUAGAAGAAAUCCAAAGCAAGAGGCAAGAGCGAAAAAGAAGAACAACAGCAAAUCCAGUAUACAGCGGAGCAGUCUUUGAGCCAGAGCGUAAGAAGAGUGCAGUCACAUACCUGAACAGUACAAUGCAUCCUGGGACCCGGAAGAGAGCCAAUGAGGAACACUGGCCAAAGGGUGAUAUCCAUGAGGAUUUUUGCAGCGUUUGCAGAAAAAGCGGCCAGUUGCUUAUGUGUGACACGUGUUCCCGUGUGUAUCAUCUGGACUGCUUAGACCCUCCUCUGAAAACGAUUCCCAAGGGCAUGUGGAUCUGUCCCAGAUGUCAGGACCAGAUGCUGAAGAAGGAAGAAGCAAUUCCAUGGCCUGGAACUUUAGCAAUUGUUCAUUCCUAUAUCGCCUACAAAGCAGCAAAAGAAGAAGAGAAACAGAAAUUACUUAAAUGGAGUUCAGAUUUAAAACAAGAACGAGAACAACUAGAGCAGAAGGUGAAACAGCUCAGCAAUUCUAUAAGUAAAUGCAUGGAAAUGAAGAAUACCAUCUUGGCCCGGCAGAAGGAGAUGCACAGCUCCCUGGAGAAGGUAAAACAGCUGAUCCGCCUCAUCCACGGCAUCGACCUCUCCAAACCUGUAGACUCUGAGGCCACUGUGGGGGCCAUCUCCAACGGCCCGGACUGUACCCCCCCUGCCAACGCCGCCACCUCCACGCCGGCCCCCUCCCCCUCCCCCCAGAGCUGCACAGCGAACUGUACCCAGGGGGGCGAGACUAAAUAACAGAGCCCCGCCAGGAGAAGCCGCGGGCUCCCGGCGGCCAGGAGAGCAAAAACACUGAAGACUCUAGAAAAGCAAAGCCGGAUUUCUUCUGGAAAGUACAGAAUUCUUUUGGUUCUUUGGUUCCAGAGAGAGAGAAGAUGCUUGUGCCAGGUGGCACCGGAGUUUGCCAAUUGAUCCUUCUUAUUCUGUGUGUACAUGCAAAGAUUGGACCAUGUUACAUGAAAUAGUGCCAGCUGGAGGUUCUUUGCCAGCACCAUGCCAAGUGAAAUAAUAUAUUUACUCUCUCUAUUAUACACCAGUGUGUGCCUGCAGCAGCCUCCACAGCCACCAUGGGUUUGUUUGCGUUUUGUUGGGUGGGGAGCAGGGACGGGCGGAGGGAGGAGAGCAGGUUUCAGAUCCUUAUUUGCCGAGCCGUUUGUUUAGGUAGAGAAGACAAGUCCAAAGAGUGUGUGGGCUUUCCUGUUUCUAAACUUUCACUACUAUAAAACCAAAAAAAAGGAAAUCGAGAUUUAACCAACCCCAGUGCCCAGAGGAGGGAUGGGAGGGAAUGGGAGGGAGCCGGGGUGGGAAAAGUCUAUCAAAUAAGCAGUAUUUCCUAUUGUCUGGGGUGGGGCACAAUGCACGGGGAAGUGGACGCCGAGGACAGCCUCGGGGUCCUUCUCCCGCACGCUCCGCCUCCCGCCCCAGGCGCCCCCACCACUCCCGGCGUUCCUUCCCCCGCUUUGGCAAAUUGGCGCGCAUCCCCGUGGAUGAUCCGGUUACCUUCCCUCUCCAAGAACAGGCAAGAGGCCUGCUUGGCGGGCCAUUGCCCGGGGCAGGGAAGAAGGGUGUGUGUGUCCAGGAAGGAAAACAAGGUGGAUCAGUGAUUUUUACUUGAAAACAAGCUCCAUCCCUUUUCUAUAUUUAUAAGAAGAGAAGAUUCUGAGCGAAGCAGCACGCGACCCAGGUGUGUGUGAAUUGAAUGGAGAUGUUUCUUUUCUCUUUUUUUAAAUUUUUGUUUUGUUUUGUUUUCUUUAAGAAAAAAGUUUUAUUUUGUUGUUUAUUUUACUUUUUUGGUAACAAAAACUAAAAUAAGGAAUAGAAAAGCUGUUUUUCAGGCUGACAGUCAAUUAAGGGUAGUCGAGGCCGUGCAUGGUAGAAUAGGAAUCAUAGUGUCAGUGAGGUCCAGUGAGUCCGUGUGAGUCCUUGUGUCAUCGUUCGGGGCACUGUUUUUUAUGCAAGGGCAAAAAUCUUUGUAUCUGGGGAAAACAACAACAACAACUUUUUUUUAAAUUAAAAAGGAAAAUAAAAGAUAUUGAGGUCUUCCUAGUGUUACUUAAAUUAAGAUCAAGGUAAGAAACAUUGUAAAAAAAAAAAUUACAAAAGUGCUAUUUGUUUCCUAAAAACAGUGAUUUCUAUUAAAAAGGUGUCAGAACUGGAGAAAA
Messenger RNA from Odobenus rosmarus divergens (Pacific walrus), 3699 nucleotides. RefSeq names its product PHD finger protein 21A (gene PHF21A). The record is from RefSeq and is a predicted model, not a curated record. Bases 374 to 2275 code for a protein of 633 amino acids. NCBI's taxonomy places the organism in Eukaryota, Metazoa, Chordata, Mammalia, Carnivora, Odobenidae. Gene Ontology annotation, molecular function: chromatin binding. Gene Ontology annotation, biological process: negative regulation of transcription by RNA polymerase II. Gene Ontology annotation, cellular component: histone deacetylase complex. The transcript is spliced from 18 exons.